GGGGGGGCCGUGCCGGUGAGCGGGGGUGUAGGGAAGGGCGGCCCCCAGAGGGACGCGGCUACUAGAAAUGGCCUGGUGGUACUGAGGUGUGGAGGGACGACGCUCGAGGGAGCCGACCCUUGGGCUCGGCACCCCAGCCUCCAGGCCCACCGAUGGAUCCGCUGACGAAGGGGUCCUGCGGGAGUCAGAUGGCACAAACUCUUCUGUGGAAAGCCAAGUCAUCGCUCUCCUUUGGCAUCCCGCCUCUUCAGAUGUGGCCAACAAAAGACCCUGAAGUAGAGUCCCAGGUCAACCUCUCUGUCUCGGAAGACCUAGGCUGUAGACGUGGGGAUUUCAGUAGGAAACAUUAUGGAUCUGUGGAGCUGCUUAUUUCUAGUGACGCCGAUGGAGCCAUCCAAAGGGCUGGAAGAUUCAGAGUGGAAAAUGGCUCUUCAGAUGAGAACGCAACUGCCCUGCCAGGUACGUGGCGAAGAACAGACGUGCACUUAGAAAACCCAGAAUACCACACCAGAUGGUAUUUCAAGUAUUUUUUAGGACAAGUCCAUCAGAAUUAUAUUGGAAAUGAUGCAGAGAAGAGCCCUUUCUUCUUGUCCGUGACCCUUUCCGACCAAAACCAUCAGCGCGUCCCUCAAUACCGUGCAAUUCUUUGGAGGAAAACAGGUACCCAGAAAAUAUGCCUUCCGUACAGUCCCACAAAAACUCUCUCUGUGAAGUCCAUCUUAAGUGCCAUGAAUCUGGACAAAUUUGAGAAAGGCCCCAGAGAAAUUUUUCAUCCCGAGAUCCAAAAGGACUUGCUGGUUCUUGAAGAACAAGAGGGCUCUGUGAAUUUCAAGUUCGGGGUUCUAUUUGCCAAAGACGGGCAGCUCACUGAUGACGAGAUGUUCAGCAAUGAAAUCGGAAGUGACGCUUUUCAAAAAUUUUUACAUCUUCUGGGUGACAAAAUCACCCUAAAGGGCUGGACAGGCUACCGUGGCGGUCUGGACACCAAAAAUGAUACCACAGGGAUACAUUCAGUUUAUACUGUCUACCAAGGGCAUGAGAUCAUGUUUCAUGUUUCCACCAUGUUGCCAUAUUCCAAAGAGAACAAACAGCAGGUGGAGAGGAAGCGCCAUAUUGGAAAUGACAUCGUCACCAUCGUGUUCCAGGAGGGAGAGGAACCUUCUCCUGCCUUUAAGCCUUCCAUGAUCCGCUCCCACUUUACACAUAUUUUUGCCUUAGUGAGGUAUGAUCAACAAAAUGACAAUUACAGGCUGAAAAUAUUUUCAGAAGAAAGUGUACCGCUCUUUGGCCCCCCCUUGCCAUCCCCACCGGUGUUUACAGACCACCAGGAAUUCAGGGACUUUUUGCUAGUGAAAUUAAUUAAUGGUGAAAAAGCCACUUUGGAAACCCCAACAUUUGCCCAGAAACGUCGACGUACUCUGGAUAUGUUGAUUCGAUCUUUAUACCAGGAUUUGAUGCCAGAUUUACAUAAGAACAUGCUUAACAGACGAUCUUUUAGUGACGUCUUACCAGAAUCGCCCAAGUCCGCACGGAAGAAAGAGGAGGCCCGCCAGGCAGAGUUUGUUAGAAUAGGGCAGGCACUAAAACUGAAAUCCAUUGUGAGAGGGGACGCUCCGUCAAGCUUGGUGGCUUCCGGGAUCUGUAAAAAAGAGCCUUGGGAGCCCCAGUGUUUCUGCAGUAAUUUCCCUCACGAAGCCGUGUGUGCGGAUCCCUGGGGCCAGGCCUUGCUGGUUUCCACUGAUGCUGGCGUCUUGCUAGUGGAUGAUGACCUUCCGUCAGUGCCCGUGUUUGACAAGACCCUGCCAGUAAAACAGAUGCAUGUGCUGGAGACCCUGGACCUUUUGAUCCUCAGAGCUGACAAAGGGAAAGACGCCCGCCUCUUUGUCUUCAGGCUCAGCGCCGUGCACAAGGCCGUCGAGGGCAAACAGGCCGUGAAGGGCAAGUGUGACUGCAGGGACAACAAGCUGGAGAAAACAAAAGGCUGCCACUUGUACGCCAUUAACACUCACCACAGCAGAGAGCUGAGGAUCGUUGUCGCCAUCCGGAACAAACUGCUCUUGAUCACGAGGAAACACAACAAGCCGGGCGGGGUCACGAGCACCUCACUGCUGUGUCCCCUGCCCGAGUCACCUGUGGAGGAGUUCCAGUACAUCAGGGAGAUCUGUCUGUCCGACUCUCCCGCGGUGAUGACCUUAGUAGAUGGGCCAACUGAAGAGAGUGACAAUCUCAUCUGUGUGGCUUACCGGCACCAGUUCGAUGUGGUGAAUGAGAGCACGGGGGAGGCCUUUCGUCUGCACCACGUGGAGGCCAACAGGGUUAAUUUUGUGGCAGCUAUUGAUGUGUACGAAGACGGAGAAGCCGGGCUCCUCUUGUGUUACAACUACAGUUGCAUCUAUAAAAAGGUUUGCCCGUUUAAUGGGGGCUCUUUUUUGGUUCAACCCUGUGCGUCAGAUUUCCAGUUCUGCUGGAACCAGGCUCCUUAUGCAAUUGUCUGCGCCUUCCCAUACCUCCUGGCCUUCACCACCGACUCCAUGGAGAUCCGCCUGGUGGUGAACGGGAACCUCGUCCACACGGCCGUCGUGCCGCAGCUGCAGCUCGUGGCCUCCAGGGCACUCACGGGUCAGUUGGAGGCUGGCCUCAGCACAACACUGCUGUUACCACCAAAGCCGGCACGUCGUGGGUGUGCGCGAGUGUUGGCCCAAUCCGUGAAUGAACGGCCCGUUUCCCCAUCUUCGGAUAUAUACUUCACAGCAGCCGCUGCUGUGAAUGAGGUCUCGUCCGGAGGCAGCUCCAAGGGGGCCAGUGCCCACAAUUCUCCUCAGACACCCCCGGGCCGAGAGACUCCAGUGUUUCCUUCUUCCCUGGGGGAAGGUGAAACUCAGUCCAAAAAUCUGUACAAGAUCCCACUCAGAAACCUUGUGGGCAGAAGCAUCGAACGACCUCUGAAGUCGCCUUUGGUCUCCAAGGCCGUCACCCCGCCCACGUCCAUCGGCCUCGGCAUCGCUGCCAUCCCUGUCACUCACUCCCUGUCCCUGUCCCGCAUGGAGAUUAAAGAAAUAGCGAGCAGGACCCGCAGGGAGCUGCUGGGCCUCUCUGAUGAAGGUGGACCCAAGUCAGAAGGAGCGCCAAAGCCCAAAUCAAAAGCCCGGAAGCAAUUAGAAGAAAGCCAAGGAGGCCCCAAGCCAGGGACAGCGAGAUCAACUAGCAGCGACAGGAUCACAUCGGGCUCCUUGGAAAGUCCGUCUGCUCCAGAAGCCAACCCCGAGGGGCGCUACUACUCGACGGGCUCCGAACAGGACCCUGUGGUGGACAGAGAAGGCAGCCCCGUGUGGGGCAGGAGCCCCUUCCAGCUCACAGCUUCCUCAGACGAAGACAUUAUCGACCUGAAGUGAUGGGUCGGGAUUGAGUUUGCCAUCUUUAAUUUUCUUAUGGAGGUUUACACUCUUUAACCAGUUCUGACAGCGUUUCUCGACAAAAUGUGGCUUUUAGCCCACCCAUGAUCUACUGGACCAAACCUUCUGCCCACCUGGCCGGUUUGGGUCUCUCCAAUGUCCGGUGCCAUCUUUCUUGACCUUUGUUUCUUUCUGUUUGGGAACCAUCAGUCCCCUUGUAAUAAAGGUGGUAGAUUUCAUCGAGGUUUUAGAUUGAAACUUUGAAUAAAUCAAAAAUGUUCAUUCUUA
Messenger RNA from Prionailurus viverrinus (fishing cat), 3680 nucleotides. It is a transcript of the gene GARNL3, whose product is annotated as GTPase activating Rap/RanGAP domain like 3. Bases 153 to 3392 code for a protein of 1079 amino acids. The transcript is spliced from 31 exons. Gene Ontology annotation, cellular component: cytoplasm. The record is from RefSeq and is a predicted model, not a curated record. Gene Ontology annotation, biological process: activation of GTPase activity; regulation of small GTPase mediated signal transduction. NCBI's taxonomy places the organism in Eukaryota, Metazoa, Chordata, Mammalia, Carnivora, Felidae. Gene Ontology annotation, molecular function: GTPase activator activity.